Messenger RNA from Capsicum annuum, 630 nucleotides. RefSeq names its product ankyrin repeat-containing protein NPR4-like. Lineage: Eukaryota; Viridiplantae; Streptophyta; Magnoliopsida; Solanales; Solanaceae. The transcript has a single exon. The record is from RefSeq and is a predicted model, not a curated record. The coding region runs from base 1 to 630 and encodes 209 amino acids.
AUGGUUCCUAUGGGGCGUACGCAGGAAGUGGAAAAGUUUGUUCCCCCAACUUUUAGAACAAAGAGAAACUCCUUUGGAGUGUUCACGGAGGAACACAAGGAAUUGGUCAAAGAAAGAGAGAAAUGGAUGAAAGAAACUGCAACUUCAUGCAUAUUUGUGGCAUCCCUAACAGCAACGGUAGGAUUUGCAGCAUCCAUCACUGUCCCAGGUGGAAACAAUCAAAACAGUGGUUUUCCACUCUUCUCCGACGAAGCAGCCUUCACGGUUUUUGCUGUUUCGAUUGCAUGCGGUCUGUUCUCCUUUAUUAUCUCUGUGGUAAUGUUUUUGUCUAUCCUCACCUCUGGAUAUGCAGAAGACGAUUUUCUUCAACGACUUCCGAAAACAUUAACUACAGGCCUCAAUAUGUUACUCUAUUCACUGAUAUCUCUGAUUGUAGCAUUUGGUGCUACGAUUUACCUUCUUUUUGAUCUGAACACGAUAUGGAUACUCGGUCUAGUUGGCACAGAAACCCUCCUGACAUUGAACUUGAUCCUUUACACCUUGCAAAUUCCAUUCUGGCGGAUUAUGUCCUCCAGUGGUCCAAGCAUUUUCCGGAAGCAGGGCUCGCGUUUACUUUUCUACCACGCAUAG